CCGAAAGGGACUCAUCCUUAUUUCCAAAAUUUGUGUAUGCAUGAUCAAGUGGAUUUCCUUGUGGAAUCUUUCCACAGUUCAAAUUAUUAAUGCAUUUCCUAACUUGUACUACGUAGAGUGCUAGUUGAGAAGGGAAUGCUUGUGUAUGUUUUCUUUUGAAGGAUGAAUUUGAUUAUAUAUAAUAAUAAUUAAAAAAAGCCCAAAGGGCGAAAUGAGAAAACAGACAACAAAACAGGCCAACAGAAAAGAAAAACUAAAAAUACUUCACCUCAACCCCCAGCUUAGUCACCCCACUCCCUAAUCAUGAAGAACAAUCUGUUAACUAUAAAAACCUAGCAAUGACUAUUAUCCCUGAAACAUCUUUCGUUCCUUUCCCACCAUAUGCCCCUCAAAGCUGCCGGCAAUGCUAUAAGCCAUUUCCAUUUGUCAGAUGAAGAGGGGAAGCCACCAUGCCAGGCCAUAAAGAGCCGACUCAAAGAGAAAUGCUGAUAGGAUGCUUUCCCAAACCCCUGCCACAAAGGUAUGUAGUUGUAAGCAUACUAGCUACUGACAAAUCUCAUUCUCCAAAAUUUCUUAAAUUUACCAAUUUCUCAUGAGAUUUUUAGGUUUCACUUAAGGGCCUGUUUUCAUCAUGCAAGUUGGCAUGAUGGCAUUGGAAUCUUUUGAUGUAUAGCUGUUAUAUUUGAGCAUUUAAACAAUUUGAACUUGGAUGCGGAUGGAUCUAUGUCAACCUCUGCAGGUAGAAACUUUAUUUCUGAAAAUGCAUAUGAAGAUGUCAUUAGUCAAAUGAAGGAUUUAUCUGUUGAAGCUGGUGGGAAGGGCACUUCCAAGAAAGAACUCGAUAGUCAACACAGCCUUUUCUAUGAUAUCAUGGAAUGCAUUGAGUGGAUGAAACUGUUGGUCCUGAAGGUACUGAAAAGGCAGCUGUUCUUGUUGAAUAUGUCUCACCUUCUUCCAAUACUCAGCCUACAACUACACAAGAUAGUGCCUUUGUUCCUACUUCACUUCACAUGUUUUGUAGCAUUCUACAAGAAAAGAGAUUCAUACUUCUAUACCGCAUGGGCAUUUUUACUCCAUUUGUACUCAUAAUUGUUCUAAGAGCACUCCUCCACAAGAACAUUU
Molecule: messenger RNA, 1122 nt
Organism: Magnolia sinica
Lineage: Eukaryota; Viridiplantae; Streptophyta; Magnoliopsida; Magnoliales; Magnoliaceae
Exons: 3
Coding region: 724-1089 (121 amino acids)
Source: RefSeq, a predicted model, not a curated record